Messenger RNA from Bufo gargarizans (Asiatic toad), 7330 nucleotides. RefSeq names its product transient receptor potential cation channel subfamily M member 6 (gene TRPM6). The record is from RefSeq and is a predicted model, not a curated record. The transcript is spliced from 39 exons. Lineage: Eukaryota; Metazoa; Chordata; Amphibia; Anura; Bufonidae. Gene Ontology annotation, biological process: protein tetramerization; monoatomic cation transmembrane transport; protein phosphorylation. Gene Ontology annotation, molecular function: ATP binding; monoatomic cation channel activity; protein serine/threonine kinase activity. Gene Ontology annotation, cellular component: apical plasma membrane. The coding region runs from base 201 to 7112 and encodes 2303 amino acids.
GGUGACAAUCUGUGCGGGAGUACACAGUGUAUUUUAUACUUACUUGGACCGGAUUUUGGAGGACAAUCAAAAUUAAUGCUGCUCCUUCCUAUAGCCUUUAAAUCAAAACCUAGAUUAGGAGUGAUAUUUUACUGCACUUUGCUUGAAGAACUAAUUCAAGAAUUCAAUGGCUGGAGGCUCCAAGUCCGCUACAUACCAGGAUGCGGCAGUCCCAGAAAUUUUGGAUUGAAGGUAUCUUCUGCAAAAGAGAAUGUGCAAAGAUUAUACCAGCUUCCAAAGAUCCACACAGAUGCCAUGGUGGGUGCCAGGUCUGCCAGAACCUUAUCAGGUGUUGCUGUGGAAGGUUAAUUGGAGACCAUCCAGGGAUAGAUUAUGACUGGCCAAUAUAUUCUCUACCACAAGAGGUAAAUGAUGAGGAAUGGUCGGUACAGAGGCAUACAAAGAUCAGCCCCACAGAUGCUUUUGGCACCAUCAAUUUCCAAGAUGGUCAUCACACUUACCAUGCAAAGUAUAUAAGAAUAUCCUAUGACACCUGUUUGGACCAACUGAUGCAUCUCAUGAUAAAGGAAUGGCAAAUGGAGCUUCCUAAACUAGUGAUUUCCGUUCAUGGAGGGAUUCAGAAUUUUAAGCUUCCUUCUAAAGUCAAGCAGGUCUUUGGUAAAGGUUUGGUGAAAGCUGCAGAAACUACUGGAGCAUGGAUCAUGACAGAGGGCAUUAAUACAGGAGUGUCCAAACAUGUAGGCGAUGCCUUAAAAGCUCAUGCUUCCCAGCAUUUAAGAAAAAUAUGUGCCAUUGGGAUCCCACCCUGGGGAGUUAUUGAGAACCAAAAGGAUCUUAUUGGAAAAGAUGCAGUUUGCCUUUAUCAAACUCUGGUAAAUCCUCUAAGUAAGCUCACCACUCUGAAUAGUAUGCAUUCCCAUUUCAUCAUGGUGGAUGAUGGCACAGCUGGAAAGUAUGGAAACGAGAUGAAACUUAGAAGAAACCUUGAGGAAUACAUAUCGCUUCAGAAAAUACACACCCGAAUGGGACAAGGUGUCCCUGUAGUUGGUCUGGUAGUGGAAGGAGGCCCAAAUGUUAUCUUGAUGGUGUGGGAAUAUGUCCGCAGCACUCCAUCCAUUCCUGUGGUGGUUUGUGAAGGGACAGGCAGAGCUGCAGAUAUCUUGGCAUUCACACACAAGCACACAGCAGAUAAAAGAGAGAUCUCUGCACAGCUGAAGGAUGACAUUCUGCAAAUGAUCCAGCAGACAUUUAGUCUCGGUCAUAGGCAGGCUAAUCACAUUUUAUUUAUUCUCAUGGAGUGCAUGGAGUGCCGUGAUUCUAUCACAUUAUUUGAUUCAGAGUCUGAAGAACAACAGGAUAUUGAUAUGGCAAUUCUGACGGCUCUUCUGCAAGGCACUAACAUGUCUGCACCAGACCAGCUGAGCUUGGCUUUGACUUGGAACAGAGUGGAUAUUGCUAAGAAGCAUAUCCUCGUGUAUGGCCAGCACUGGAAAGUUGGUUCUUUAGAAAAAGCCAUGCAGGAUGCCUUAGUAAUGGAUCGUGUGGAUUUUGUGAAGCUGUUGAUAGAAUACGGAGUGAACAUGCACCGUUUCCUCACCAUAAGCAGAUUGGAAGAACUGUACAAUACAAAACAAGGACCAACAAAUCUGCUUUUACAUCAUCUUGUUGGAGACGUAAAACAGAGUAACCUUUCUAAAGACUACAAAAUUACGCUAAUUGACGUGGGAUUAGUAAUUGAAUACUUGAUUGGAGGGGCCUAUAGAAGCAGCUACACGAGGAAGAGUUUCCGUGCCUUAUACAAUAGUCUCUACAGGAAGCAAAAGAGGACCCACAAUUCUACCAACAGUCUGGCACGAAGUUUGUCUAAUCUUUCGUUAAGCCAGAACAGCCAGAUGAACAGCAAGCUUGCUUCACCUGAGAAUACCUUGCAUUCCCAGUUCCUCCGGACAGCACAGCCUUAUAAGCGCAAGGAGAAGACUACAUGCACCCAAAAGUCAAAGAAGAAACCCAAGGAUGAGAUGAGUUCCACUAAGGAACCUGAGCUAGCAGGUUUUAUGUAUCCCUACAAUGACCUCUUGGUUUGGGCCGUGCUGAUGAAGAGACAAAAUAUGGCUAUGUUUUUCUGGCAGCAUGGAGAAGAAGCUAUGGUAAAGGCAGUAAUUGCCUGCAAACUAUACCGCGCCAUGGCACAUGAGGCAAAACAGAGCAACAUGGUUGAUGAUACCUCGGAAGAGUUAAAGAAAUACUCAAAGGAAUUUGGCCAACUCGCUCUGGACCUCCUAGAAAAUGCUUUCAAAAGGAACGAGCAAAUGGCAAUGAAACUUCUGACAUAUGAACUGAAGAACUGGAGCAACUCAACAUGCCUAAAACUAGCGGUGUCAUCUGCUUUGCGCCCAUUCAUGUCCCACACAUGCACUCAGAUGCUGCUAACAGACAUGUGGAUGGGGUGCUUGAAGAUCAGGAAGAACUCUUGGCUCAAGAUUAUUUUAGGCAUUCUGUUACCACCCUGCAUUUUGAUGAUGGAGUUUAAAACUAAGGCAGAAAUGUCACAUCUACCUCAGGCACAGGAUUUCCACCAAUUUGCCAGGUUUUAUGUAGAUACCCCUUCUCCUAAUGUGAAAUUGGAACAUGUAGUGCAAGGCUUUGAUGCUGAAAAGGGAGGAAAUAAUUUAGCUGAAGAAAAGAAUCUUAAUGUACAUGGAAACCUGCCCAUAACUAGGAAGAUCUGUGAGUUCUACGGUGCCCCUAUUGUCAAGUUUUGGUUUCACACUAUGGCAUAUUUGCUUUUCCUUAUGCUAUUCACAUAUGUAGUGUUGGUCAAGAUGGAGCCAGUGCCUAGUGUCCAAGAAUGGCUGGUCAUUACGUACAUGUUUACUAAUGCUAUUGAGAAAGUCAGAGAGGUUUUUAUGUCAGAACCAGGAAAAUACUCUCAGAAAGUCAAAGUCUGGCUGAAUGAAUACUGGAAUGUGACAGACUUCAUAGCUAUUAUUUUAUUUGUGGUUGGUUUUGCCCUGCGCUGGGCUCAUUCACCUCUGAACACAGCAGGCAGAAUAAUUUACUGCCUGGACAUCAUAUUUUGGUAUACGCGACUUUUGGAUUUCUUUGCUGUGAACCAGCAAGCUGGACCUUACAUUACUAUGAUUGGCAAGAUGACGUCAAACAUGUUUGGCAUUGUGAUUAUAAUGGCUAUUGUUCUGCUGGCCUUUGGUGUGGCAAGGAAAUCUAUUCUUUCUCCAUCAGAACCUCCUUCUUGGACAUUGGCUCGUGAUAUUGUAUUUCAGCCAUACUGGAUGAUGUUUGGUGAAGUCUAUGCUAGUGAAAUAGAUGCAUGUGAAGAUGAUCCAGAUUGUCCUCCUGGCUCAUUCAUCACCCCUUUCCUACAAGCUGUCUACCUUUUUAUCCAGUACAUUAUCAUGGUCAACUUGCUGAUUUCCUUUUACAAUAAUGUGUACAUGGAGAUGAAAUCUAUUUCUCACAAACUGUGGAAGUAUAAUCGCUACCGAUAUAUCAUGUUGUACCAUGACAAGCCAUGGCUACCUCCUCCAUUUAUCCUGCUAAGCCAUAUAUAUCUACUCAUUCACCGCCUUUGCCAGAAUCACUAUCACACUGAGAAUGAUCAAGAUGAAGGUGAUGUUGGAUUAAAACUCUAUCUUAGUGAUGAUGAAUUGAGAAAACUCCACGACUUUGAGGAAAAGUGUGUGGAAACAUAUUUUCAUGACAAAAAGGAAAGUUUACACUCAAGUGACAGUGAAAGGAUUCGCACAACAACCCUAAGAACUGAAGAAAUGUUCCUGCAACUUAAGGAGAUGAAUGAGAAAGUGUUUUAUAUAAAGGACUCUUUGAUAUCUCUGGAUAGUCAACUGGGACACUUACAAGACAUUUCAGCCUUGACAGUGGACACGUUGAAAUUGAUUUCAGCAGUAGAUACAUUACAGGUAGAAGAGGCCAUUAUACAAGACCAGAAAACAUUGUCAUGUAAGAAGAUACCUCAUAGCUGGAGUAAUGUGACAUGUUCUGAGAACAACAGAAACUAUAAUUAUUAUAGCAUGCCACCCUCGCUUCUGAGAACAUUGGCAAGGAGCCAAUGGCCUUCAGGGUGUCUAGAUCCUUCUAAGGAAAUACAUUUUCCUUUGGAAAAUAGUAAAACAAUAGAAUCUGAGGCAGGAAAAGACACUGUCACUUCUGUAAUAUCAUCAGAAAACAAGUCUACUCUGCAAUAUGGGAAUUUUCUGCUUGUUCCUUCCAGUCAUGUUGGAAUGACCUACUCUGAUGAACCUUUUCUGGACUUCUCAGUUCCUAAAGUUAUUAAUAGUUCUGAAGCAGAUUUCAGAGAUGGUAAAGCCAAAGAAAUUUGUAUCCCUCCCAUUGGCCUGAUUAUCUGUGGCCAAGAGGAUUCAGAGAAUGAUGAUAAACAAGUGGCAACCAAGGAUGAGUUAAAGAUUCCAGAAAUAUGUGUAGACCAAUGUAAUGUGGACCCUGUGAGUGAAAGAUCUCAUGGUUGCUCAGCUUCAGCAGGAGUUUUUGUAAAUUUGGCCUUUUCAGAAGAAGGUGAAGUUGGAAUUUUUAAUGGUGGCAAAAACCAAGAACCUUUUCCUUUAGAAAAUAGUAAAACAAAAGAAUCUGAAACAGAAAAUGACACUGUCACCUCUGUAAUAUCACCAGAAAACAAGUCUACUCUGCAGUAUGGGAAUUUUCUGCUUGUUCCUUCAAGUCAUGUUGGAAUGCCUUGUUCUGAUGAACCUGUUCUGGACUUCUCAGUUCCUACAUUUAUUGAAAGUACUGAGGCAGAUUUCAGAGAUGGUAAAACCAAAGAAAUGUGUAUUUCUCCCAUUGGCCUGAAUACCUGUGGCCAAGAGGAUUAUGAAAAUAAUGAUAAACAAAUGGCAACCACGGAUGAGUUACACAUUCCUGAAAUAUGUGUAGACCAAUGUUAUGUGGACCGUGUGGGUGAAAAAUCUCAUGGUUGCUCAGCUUCAGCAGGAGGUUUUGUAAAUUUGGCCUUUUCAGAAGAAGGUGAAGUUGGAAUUUUUAAUGGUGGCAAGAACCAAGAACCUUUUCCUUUAGAAAAUAGUAAAACAAAAGAAUCUGAAACAGAAAAUGACACUGUCACCUCUGUAAUAUCACCAGAAAACAAGUCUACUCUGCAGUAUGGGAAUAUUCUGCUUGUUCCUUCAAGUCAUGUUGGAAUGCCUUGUUCUGAUGAACCUGUUCUGGACUUCUCAGUUCCUACAUUUAUUGAAAGUACUGAGGCAGAUUUCAGAGAUGGUAAAACCAAAGAAAUGUGUAUUUCUCCCAUUGGCCUGAAUACCUGUGGCCAAGAGGAUUAUGAAAAUAAUGAUAAACAAAUGGCAACCAAGGAUGAGUUACACAUUCCUGAAAUAUGUGUAGACCAAUGUUAUGUGGACCGUGUGGGUGAAAAAUCUCAUGGUUGCUCAGCUUCAGCAGGAGGUUUUGUAAAUUUGGCCUUUUCAGAAGAAGGUGAAGUUGGAAUUUUUAAUGGUGGCAAGAACCAAAAACGAUGCAUUCACCCUAAUCACUGUGAAAACUGUCAAUGUUUAAAUAGGUUUGAUCAAUGUAUCUAUGUCAAGGACACAAAUAUACUUUCUCAUAGCGCAAAAAAAGGUAUGCCAGCUGAUGAUCAGCAUCAGAGCACCUCAUUCUGGGUCAGUCCUCAUAAGAACUGUAAUUUCCGUAAAUCCAGUUUUAAAGGUCAAAAACAUAAAGAAGGGAAAACAAAUACGAUUAAAGAGUUUGCUAAAUAUUCCGAGUUAAAUCAAGUUUCAUGGGCAAAAGAAAAAAUACGGAAUACUUUUAGAAGAUCAAACAAAGAGAAGAAAAAACAAACUCAGCUUCAAGUGCCUGUGAUUACUGUGGAUAGUUGUUCCCAGAGCACCCAGAUGAGCUCAGAACCGGCAGAAUGCAGCGGCCUGAAGAAUGAAGAGGACGAAUGUAGCAAAAACUGGCUCUCAGUAUCCAGUUUUAAUCAACUAAGAUUGGAACACGUGAAUUAUGUUCGGCAGCAACUAAAAGCUCAAGAAAUUGGAAGAAAUUUAUUACAGACCAAUGAAUACUUGAGGCAUUCCCGAGAGGAGCUACACAACAGUACAGCUCAGAUGAAAAGGACUUCCCUAUUUAGAACUUCAUAUUCUGUCAAAAAUAUGUCAUCUUCUUUAAAAGCCUCUCAAGACUUGAACAAUCAUUACUCAGCGGUGGAAAGAAAUAACUUGAUGAGACUUGCACAGACUAUACCUUUUACCCCAGUGCAUCUCUUUGCUGGAGAAGAAGUUACCGUAUAUAGGCUCGAAGAGAGUUCACCAACCAGCUUGGGUAAAAGCAUGUCCACCUGGUCUCAAAGAGGAAUGGCAGCGAUGCUUCAGGUCCUCUCUCCUGAAGAAAUGGAUGGGGGUCUUCGCAGAGCUCUAAAAGUAGUCUGUACAUGGUCAGAACAUGAUGUCCUAGAUCCUGGAGAGAUCUUCAUUGUCAAAUCAUUCCUUCCCGAAGUGGUGCAAACAUGGCAGAAGGUUUUCCAUGGGGACACUGUAUUGCAGCUUUGCUUAAGGGAGAUUCAGCAACAGAGGGCUGCACAGAAGUUGAUUUUCACAUUCAAUCAAUUGAAACCGCACAGUAUUCCCUACAAGCUGAGGUUCCUAGAAGUCUUUUUGAUCUAUUGUCAUUCUGCUAAUCAAUGGUUAACAAUAGAGAAAUACAUGACAGGAGAAUUCCGAAAGUACAAUAACAACAAUGGCGAUGAGAUCACCCCAAUCACUUUACUGGAGGAAGCACUGCUGUCGUUUUCUCACUGGACCUUUGAGUAUACCAGGGGAGAGCUACUUGUUCUUGAUCUGCAAGGUGUUGGAGAAAAUCUUACAGACCCAUCUGUUAUUAAACCGGAAGACAAGCAGUCAAGAGGUAUGGUGUUUGGACCAGCCAAUUUAGGAGAAGAUGCACUUACAAAUUAUGUUUCGAAACACCGCUGCAACUCUUGCUGUCGGAAACUCAAACUUUCUGAUUUGAAAAGAAAUGACUACUCACCUGGGAGGAUCAAUCUAGGGUUUGAAAUCGGAGAAGCAGACACAGAUGAAGACAUUUUGGAACAUAAUACAAAACUGUAAAACAACAUUGCACAGAGUUAUAAAAAAAACUUUCCACUGGAUGCUGUAGUAUGAUAUUGGUGGACAGACCCCAUCAUAAAUAUAAGUAUUAUUGUUAAUUGAUCACACAUGUUUCCCUUCAGUCACACAACCCAUAGCCGUUCAUUCAUCUGUGAAGGCAUCUUAUUUUUGCAGAUGUAUAUGAAGUUUGUAUUGAACUGCCCAAUUGUACAAUAAAG